AUGAAAUAUUUACUGCUACUCGCCUUUGCUACCACUGCCUCCGCCAUCAACCUUAUUGGUAGGACUCAAUCGACUGCGGUUCGAGGAAAACUGACAUGCAAUGGGAAGCCAGCCGCCGGCGUUCGUGUAAAACUUUAUGAUUCUGACAACAGUAUUCUGCCCGGAGUUGUCGAUACCGAUGACUUGAUGGCGUCAGGAAAGACUGACUCGAAUGGCGAAUACAAUCUAUCCGGUAGCACGAAAGAAAUCACAGGAAUCGAACCCUAUCUUGCUAUUUACCACGAUUGCAACGAUGGUAUCAAGGUUGAAUCAGCUAAAACCUUUGACCUUUUGAUUGUUGUUUUUGCCACCAUUACGCUCAGUAUCGAAAACAACUUGAUUGAAUGGAUUGAGGAUAUCAGUAUGCGUUGUAUACUUAUUUGUGCCAUCGUAAGCUAUGCAGCUGCCGUGGAGCUAUUCGGAAGAGAUCAGUCAUCUGCAGUGAAAGGCAGGCUAAUGUGCGAUGGAAGACCAGCUGUUGGUGUCAAAGUUAAACUAUGGGACGUCGAUCGAACGGAUAUGGAUGAUCUGAUGGACGAGAAAAUAACCAACUCGAAUGGCGAAUUCAGUUUGGCCGGCUGGACCAAGGAAUACACGACGAUCGAUCCGAAACUCAGUAUCUACCAUGACUGUAAUGACGGGAUCAAGCCCUGCCAACGGAAGUUUUCCAUCCUGAUCCCUGACAGCUAUGUAAGCCAUGGCAAGGUGCCAAGGAAGGUAGGUACUCUAAAAUUUCCUUUAAAAAUCAAUCUCGAAAACAUAGGGCGACCCUAUUCGAUUGAACUUAACAAAACGUCAACUAUCAAGGGUCGAUUCAAUUUGUUCACUGAAUGA
Messenger RNA from Haemonchus placei, 873 nucleotides. The record is from the annotation of a GenBank genome assembly. Lineage: Eukaryota; Metazoa; Nematoda; Chromadorea; Rhabditida; Trichostrongylidae.